GAUAUCUACUUCGACAACAUGACGUCCUUUUCCCUUUUUCACCAGCCUUCAUUCAGCACGAAACUACACAGCAUCAGCAACGUCUUGCACCUCAAAGCCCUCUUUGCAUCCAUGUUCGCAUUUUCUGCUCUAUUUGGGAAUUCUUCCUCCUCCCACAAUCAACGCCAGUCGUCGCCUGCCGUAUCGUGCCAUGUUGAGGAAUAUGAGAGGUUUCUCAAGCUCGCCACGAAUGCCAUCGACGAAUCAUUGGAAGAAUGCGAGGAUGACACGCCACCGUUGGUUUUAUUGCAGGCCAUGGUCUUGACCACCUAUCACCAACUCAUUCGCGGUGUCAGGGGCCGGGCGUGGCGGUUGCUGGGGCAGUGUGUUCGGAUUGCAUAUGAGCAAAGGCUGCAUCUGAUUGACUACGAGGCACAUAGUAAUGCUCCAGCUCAGGUUGAUGUCCUUCGGUGGUCGGUGAAUGAAGAGAAGAGGAGGUGCUGGUGGGCUCUCUGGGAGAUGGACGUCUUUGCCUCCACCAUCCGGAGAUCGCCCAUGGCCAUUGACUGGUCGAUGAACCAAACAUAUCUCCCCGUCGACGAUGCGCUGUGGUUCUCCAAUCAGUAUCAGGCCAGUUGCUUCCUGGAAAAGGAUGCCAUGGACCGCUGGAGGAGGCUAAAGGAAUCUCGGAACGAGAGUCCAGUGGCAUGGUCCAUUGUCCUCCAGUCACUGAUGCGCGAAGCACAGGUCCUUGUGCGUGGGAACGUAUCGGGCAUCCUAUCUGACACGGGUCAUGAUGAUCACCACUCCUCGGAGGACGAAAAGCAACAAACCAUUCUCGAGAGCCUCCGGUGCACGAUAUCGGCUCUCCCGGAGCAUCUGGCCUAUCGCGGCGAGUGUCUCGAUUUCGCGACCAACGGCCGAGCCUUUUCGUCGGCAACCUCUGCAGGCUCCACGAGUAAGCAUGUGCGACAGCUACACGCAGCCAAAUACAGCAUCUUCCUGACAAUCCAACUCGCGCGCUUCAUGGUAUACCACCACUUCAGCUUCGAUGAGGUCCUCAGCGGCACAAUCCUUGCCGACACGCCUCGAGGUCUCGGACUCGGCUGGACGGCUGCUGCAAGUCUUGACUCGCCCGACUGCAAGGGGUUGAGCAACUGUGUCGAGGUUGCCGACGAUGUCUUGGCAAUUGUCAAAAACAGCGUCCACUGUCACGUCCAGUGGGUAAAUCCAUUCCUUGCCAGCAUAGUCUGGAUAGCGACAGCUAUGCAGAUUCUUCGCAAGGUCUUUGAACCCGGUACCGACGUGAACUUGACCGAGUCCAAGUGCGAGGUCUUGCGUCUUACUUGCGAGAAGUACUCGCAGUUUUGGGGCACACCGAUAGCCCUGAUGGACAACUUGGAUGCUCUAGAAGGCCAUCUC
Messenger RNA from Ilyonectria robusta, 1401 nucleotides. RefSeq names its product fungal-specific transcription factor domain-containing protein. Gene Ontology annotation, biological process: DNA-templated transcription. The annotation marks the transcript as partial. Gene Ontology annotation, molecular function: DNA binding; zinc ion binding. The record is from RefSeq and is a predicted model, not a curated record. Lineage: Eukaryota; Fungi; Ascomycota; Sordariomycetes; Hypocreales; Nectriaceae. Gene Ontology annotation, cellular component: nucleus. The transcript has 2 exons.